Molecule: messenger RNA, 1200 nt
Organism: Merops nubicus (carmine bee-eater)
Lineage: Eukaryota; Metazoa; Chordata; Aves; Coraciiformes; Meropidae
Gene: STK25
Product: serine/threonine kinase 25
Exons: 7
Biological process (GO): protein phosphorylation
Molecular function (GO): protein kinase activity; ATP binding
Source: RefSeq, a predicted model, not a curated record
CUGCCAACGUGCUGCUUUCGGAACAAGGCGACGUGAAACUGGCUGACUUUGGGGUGGCUGGGCAGCUGACAGACACACAAAUCAAGAGAAACACCUUUGUGGGGACUCCGUUCUGGAUGGCACCCGAGGUCAUCAAGCAGUCUGCUUAUGACUUCAAGGCAGACAUCUGGUCCCUUGGAAUUACAGCCAUUGAACUGGCAAAGGGAGAGCCUCCAAAUUCUGACUUGCAUCCUAUGCGCGUUCUCUUCCUUAUCCCCAAAAAUAACCCUCCGACACUUGAGGGUCACCACAGCAAGCCCUUCAAGGAGUUUGUGGAAGCCUGCCUCAAUAAGGAUCCUAGAUUUAGGCCGACAGCCAAAGAGCUGCUGAAGCACAAGUUCAUCACACGCUACACGAAGAAAACCUCCUUCCUCAUGGAGCUGAUCGACCGGUUCAAGCGCUGGAAGUCGGAGGGGCACGGGGAGGAUUCCAGUUCUGGUGACUCUGAUAUCGAUGGAGACACAGAGGAUGGAGACCAGGGUCCAAUCUGGACAUUCCCACCAACUAUUCGUCCCAACUCCUUGAGCAAACUGCACAAAGGAAUGGCUUUUCAUGGUUCCCAGAAGCCUAGUGAGCCCAUCAAGAGGCAGCCACGGUCACAGUGUCUCUCCACACUUGUUCACCCAGUUUUUGGGGAGCUGAAAGAUAAACACAAGCAGACUGGAGGCAAUGUGGGAGCUAUGGAGGAGCUGGAGAAUGCCUUUAGCUUGGCUGAGGAGUCCUGCCCUGGCAUCUCUGACAAACUGAUAGCACACAUGGUCGAGAGGGUACAAAGGUUUUCACACAGUCGGAACCACCUGACCUCUGCCCACUGACACCUGCAUUCUCUGCUCCUGUUUUGAGGGGGGAAGGAUUUUUUUCCAGCUUCAUAAACUACAUCUCUAAUCCAGACUACCAUCUGCUGUUGGAUGUACGUCGUGUUACGGACUCCAGAACAUUUCAGAGCCUUCGUAGUCCACGUGUCUCCGUGACAACCCAGGGCAGGGUUUGCAAUGCAAGUACAAUUUAGACCUUUUGCAGAACCCGAGAUGGGGGGUCUAAUUGUUUUUUUACAAUGUAAUCAAUGCAGUUUUUAAUUGUUUCCCCUAUGGAUGUGUCCGUUUUGGCUUGGUUCCAUUCACAGCUUGUAACUGGUAAAGGCCUGGCUGCUGGAAAAGAGGG